AUGGCACCAAGACAGUCAAAGACAGCUAAACGUUCUGCCAAACAGAAUGGACAGCGUGAUAUCCAAUCAGAGGUUUUCAAAGACUCACACGCUCGUAACAGAUUGGCUAUAGAGUCAAACCAAACUGAAAAGUCCAAGGUACGUAAACCAAGCAAGAGUAAAGUCAAGAAGGAGCAGGCUUUGAUACGGUUGUACGGUAAGAAGAAACAAAGAGAGUACCAGGAGAGUGAAUUGGAUCUGCCGGUGCUCAAUAGGGCAAUUAUCCCCGGUGCCAAACGUCCCAGAGGUAAGAAAGGUAAGAAGUUUGUCAAUGAAGACCCAGAGGACCAGACUCAGAUCAACAGAAUCAUUUCUGAAAUCAUCAUCAAAGAUGAGAAACGUGACAUGUCGAAGCUUGAAAAGGCAACCAAAUUGGAGGAGUUGAGAGAAUUGAAACGUAAAGAGAUGGAACAGAAGGAGGAAGAGAAGCAGAACAAGUUGGAGGACAAGAAGUUGGAAAUCAAAAGUAAAGCUGCAAAGGCAAGAAACGACAGAAGAAAAAGAGCCAAGCUGCUGAAAAAAUCAGCGGAAACUGUUGAAGAAGAGAAACCAAAGAAGAAGAAGGUGGCAUUUGCAUAG
Molecule: messenger RNA, 618 nt
Organism: Williopsis jadinii
Lineage: Eukaryota; Fungi; Ascomycota; Saccharomycetes; Phaffomycetales; Wickerhamomycetaceae
Product: Loc1p
Exons: 1
Coding region: 1-618 (205 amino acids)
Biological process (GO): ribosomal large subunit biogenesis; intracellular mRNA localization
Cellular component (GO): preribosome, large subunit precursor; nucleolus
Molecular function (GO): mRNA binding
Source: RefSeq, a predicted model, not a curated record